UGACGGCAUCAAACUGCUGCCAUCAAAACAGACUGGGUUGAAAGCAAGACUUAUCUAAACCAUCUUUGGUCAAAAGGUAAACAAGAGAACACGUCGGAGGGAAACUUCACACAGACGAUAUGAUUAAAAGCAUCCAGGUUCUCUAAAGUCCUGCCAUUGACUGCAUUGUCGUUGUUGCCACACGAGCAGAACAAUAUGAAUCCACUCAGUUCAGAGAAGGAAACAUUGAUUGAUGACAUUGAACAGAGUUUAUUCACGUUAACCGUGGACAAUUUACGGUACCUGUGUGAACGUCAUGGCAAAGAUGGAUCUGAAAUUAAAGGGAUGAAUCAUCGCUUAUUAAGGCGUAAAGUCAUGGAGGAAAUGUGGGACAAUACGGAGUCAAUGAAAUCAGAGGAGCAGGGAAUGUCUUGGUUACUCCAUCUGAAAGAGGACAUCAGAAGGAUGCUGGAGGAUGCUAGUGGGGCACCAAUUAGUCCCAGCCAGUCUGAUGAUGAUGAUGAUGAUGAUGCUGUAGACUAUGAUGAAGAAUGCGACAAGGAGGACGGCGAUUGGUUGCCUAGCAACGGACUGAAGGCGGAACACUUGAGUUCCAGCCGAUCCGAUGAUGACGCUGCAGACUGCGACAAAGACUGGGAUGUGGAGGACAAGGAUUGGUUGGCUAGCGAUGGGCUGGAGGCAGAGUCAGAUCCAGAGAGGCACACUCCAGAGCAGAGAAACAAGCUUCCUACGUCACCCUCCGCCCUCCUGAAGCCCCCAGGUCGUGCCUCUCCCAGUAGCGUAUUACUGCUGGGUCUGAAGAGGGUGUCCGUGCGGCUGGCCGACUGCAGGAAGACACCGGGGCAGAGUAGCCAUAUAAUACAUAAGACAACACAGACGGGAGAGAAACCCCACAGCUGGUCUAAUGCUGAACAACACAAAACCCUCUCAGGAGACAGGCCUGGCUCCCACAUCUGUGAUCACUGUGGGAAGAAUUUUACCACAGCAAGAAGUCUACAACUACACCUACAGAACCUGAAGAGAUUCAGUGACACCAUCACUGCAGAGAAACCACACGUGUGCUCUACAUGCGGAAAGGGAUUCAGUGAGGCUGGCAGUCUUAAGAGACACCUGAGAACUCACACUGGGGAGAAACCAUAUGUUUGCCAUCAUUGUGGGAAGGCUUGGAGUGAUUCUGGAAACUUAAGGAGACACACGAGAAAAACUCACCCAGGAGAGAAGGUCGUUGUGAAGAGCGUCCUUACGGGAGAGAAACCAUACCAUUGCUCCUCUGACGCCUGUGGGAUGAGCUUCGUUACCUCACGCAAACGCAGAGUACACCAGAGAAAACACACAAGAGAGAAGCUUUGCAGCACGCCUAAUGCUAAGCAACGUAAGGAACCCCUCUCAGGAGAUGGCUCCCAUAUCUGUGAUCAUUGUGGGAAGAGUUUUAUCACAGCACGCAGUCUAAAACGACACUUACAGUACCUGAAGAGAUACAGAGAUAACUUGACUGGAGAGAAACCACACGUGUGCUCUACAUGCGGAAAGGGAUUCAGUGAGGCUGGCAGUCUUAAGAGACACCUGAGAACUCACACUGGGGAGAAACCGUACGUCUGCCAUCAUUGUGGGAAGAACUACAAUGAUUCUGGAAACUUGCAGAGACACAUCAGGACUCACACAGGUGAGAAACCUUACCACUGCUCGGAAUGUGGUAGGAAUUUUCGUGAAAAAAUAAGCCUUGUACAUCACCGGGAAGUUGUUCACACAGAACACCCUCACCGCUGUGGUCACUGUAUGAAGAGCUUCGUGAGUGAAUCUAAACUGGAAUCGCACAUGCAAACCCGGCAUCCGCCAAAUGAUCCUCUGAAAAAGCCACACGUGUGCUCUGAAUGUGGAAGGGGUUUCGGUGAGGCCGGUAGUCUUAAAAGACACGUGAGAAUCCAUACCGGGGAGAAACCGUACGUCUGCCCUCGUUGCGGUAAGGAUUUUACUCAAUCUGGACUCUUACAGAGACACAUGAGAACUCACACGGGAGAGACACCUUACCACUGCUCAGUGUGCGGGAUGAAGUUUUGCCAUACAAUCUCGCUAAAGCAGCACCACCUGAAGAACCACAAGGGGGAGACACUGGGUCCCGUCCGUAUGCACCAAGGCCCUCUUCCAUGCCCCCACUGUGGGGAGAAGUUCUCUACCAAGGCUCUUCUGAAGGAUCACAUGCAGAAGACCCACAACAGCCGUGUCCACUGCCCACAGUGCGACAAGACCUUCACCACUAAAGGUAGUUUACAAGUCCACCAGAGGAAGCACACUGGAGAGAGGCCUUACCUUUGCCCUCAGUGUGGGAAGAGUUUCUCCCUGACAGGGAGUUUAAAACUUCAUCUCCGGAUUCAUGCGGGUGAGAAACCUUACUGCUGUACUUACUGUGACAAGAGCUUCACAAGUAAGAGCCACUGCAUUCUACACCUGCGAAUCCACACUGGAGAGAAACCGUACCAAUGCCCUGACUGCGGGAGGAGGUUUCGUGAUGGGAAUGUCUUGAAAAACCACCGGCGGACCCACACAGGAGAGAAACCGUUCCAGUGCCACGUGUGUGAUAAAGCCUUCGCCCAGUGGAGCAGUCUGAAGAAACAUCAGGACACACACAGGCUAACACAGCCUGUCUCUGUCCCAAGACUCCCUAAUCCCUACCCACCACCCAAUCAGCAUGUCCCUUAUCCCUACCCAUCACAGACUCAAUGGUAACCUGGUUUAUCACCUGUCCAAUCCCUUAUAGAGGGAUUCCUUACUAUACCCAGACAGAAAAAUACCAAGAUUUGGGGGAAAUUCACAAAAUAUAAUCCAUAGAAUAGAAUAAUAUUCUUCCUAAUAUUGAGUUGCACCCCAUUUUUCCCUCAGAACAUCCUCAGUUUGUUGGGACAUGGACUCUACAAGGUGUGGAAAGCAUUCCACAGGGAUGCUGGCCCAUGUUGACUCCAAUGCUUUCCACGGUUGUGUCCAGUUGGCUGGAUGUCCUUUGGUUGGUGGACCAUUCUUGAUAUGCACAGGAAGCUGUUGAGCAUGACACACCCAGAAGCGUUGCAGGUCUUGACAAUAGGUGUAGCCUGACUCCUAUUACCUACUCCGUUCUUCAAUCUUUUCUUCUUGCCCAUUUACCAGCUGAAUGGCACACAUACAUACAUGUCUCAAGGCUUAAAAAUCCUUCUUUAACCCGUCUCUUCCCCUUCAGCUACACUGAUUUUAAAGUGGCUUUAACAAGUGACAUCA
This is a messenger RNA of Oncorhynchus tshawytscha (Chinook salmon), 3246 nucleotides long. RefSeq names its product zinc finger protein 665. NCBI's taxonomy places the organism in Eukaryota, Metazoa, Chordata, Actinopteri, Salmoniformes, Salmonidae. Bases 196 to 2724 code for a protein of 842 amino acids. Gene Ontology annotation, cellular component: nucleus. The record is from RefSeq and is a predicted model, not a curated record. The transcript is spliced from 3 exons. Gene Ontology annotation, molecular function: DNA-binding transcription factor activity, RNA polymerase II-specific; RNA polymerase II transcription regulatory region sequence-specific DNA binding. Gene Ontology annotation, biological process: regulation of transcription by RNA polymerase II.